Diplodia corticola is the source of this 1059-nucleotide messenger RNA. Its product is annotated as protein piccolo. The record is from RefSeq and is a predicted model, not a curated record. NCBI's taxonomy places the organism in Eukaryota, Fungi, Ascomycota, Dothideomycetes, Botryosphaeriales, Botryosphaeriaceae. The coding region runs from base 1 to 1059 and encodes 352 amino acids. The transcript has 2 exons.
AUGCCCGAAAUACCAAUCACCCCUGGUUCACCCAGCCGCUCCGCGAAUGAGGACACUCCCAUGGACGAUGUUCCACCCAUCAAUUCCAUGCCGACGCGCCCACCCGCCGAGGUACCCUACAACCGCGAAUUCGAAGACAGCGUGAUGCGCGCCAUCUUGGAUCCCCCACCCACCAACGAUGGCAUCGAGUCUCAUGGCCCGCUCCCGGCCUUCUUGCUUGGUCGCGACACGGUACCGCACGAAGAGUUGCCUCUGCCAUUGGACGACCCGCGCCGGCAAUACAAAUCCGAAAUCCCAGGAAUCAAACUUACCCAUCCAACUGGCGCGUACGAAGGGGGAAAUCCGGAUCCAACCGAGGAGGAUAAGGCCUGGGUCCGCGCGUGGAUGGAGCGCAACAACAUCAAGACGAAGGAAGAUCUGGAUCGCGGCAAGGCUGAAGCCACUCAGGAAGUGCUGGACGAGAUGCGGAAGCGCGCGAGGGCCCGCAAGGCCGCCAUCGAAGAGAGGGAAAAGGUCGAAAAGGAGCUCAAGGCGCUGAACGACCAGCGCGAGGUCGAGCUCAAGGCACAGCGCAGCAUCAUCGAAAAGGCCAAGGCGAAGAAGGAGGAACGCAGGGCGAAGAGGACAAAGCUCGCUGCACCUGUCGACGAGGCUCCUCGACGAAAGCCUCCGUCGACCGAGCCUAGAGACGAUACUGAAAUGACCGAUUUCGCACCCACACAAGACCUUACUCAUCCAGUGGAAAGAACGCCUUCGAAUGAAGCUCCCACUUCGGUGACACCACCCAAUGUCACCAAAAGAGCUCCGCCAACUGCUCCAGCUAACAUGAGAGCCCCAAAGCCAUGGUCGUACCUCAGCGCUCCUCCGAUCAGUAAUGGAACCUCGGUAAUGACCCCCGCUCUCACGAAGCAAGGCCCGCCAAUUGCACCUGCUAGUAUGAGAAUGGGAAAGAUAUCUUCGUAUAGUGGGCCUUCUCAUGGCAAAUGGGGUCUGCCAGCAGCGCAACCUGCGACAACAGGAAAAAUCCCGGACCAUGCUCACACUAAGAUGAAUAUGUAA